AUGGUGAAACCGUCAACCAGUUCCUCCAGGCGGCUGAGCGUGAACAGAGCGAGCGCUCGGACGGAAACGUUGACCGCUUCACCAUCACUACCAAUAUCGAUCUGGACAGUCACACAUCGACCAGUGGCGCGGCCGUGCCGCGUCUACGGGCUUUAUUUGCUUUGCCGCCGUAGCUCCUGCAAGCUAGUCCCGAGGCAUGCGGCGCUUUUGCCUGGAGCUGAUUCCCGGCUCUGA
Messenger RNA from Pyricularia pennisetigena, 234 nucleotides. RefSeq lists its product as uncharacterized. Lineage: Eukaryota; Fungi; Ascomycota; Sordariomycetes; Magnaporthales; Pyriculariaceae. The record is from RefSeq and is a predicted model, not a curated record. The transcript has a single exon. Bases 1 to 234 code for a protein of 77 amino acids.